AUGUUACCCCGUAUUCAACGAGUAGAUAUAGCAGCCGCUGCACCAGAGCAGCCUAACCGGGAAUUCGCUCAAAUAAAGUCGAUAAUCAACGAGAUCAAGGCUAUCUACAACCAGGGCACUCCGCUGUUUACAAAAGAAGCCAUACGGAAGGUUGGUCAAAAACUCGAGGUUUGCAAGACAGUUACUUCGGGUGGUCGAUAUGUUACACUACGGGGCAUCAAUGGAAUGGAUUAUACGAACUUCGUUUAUCUUCCCUCGGAAGAAACCAUGUCAGAAGCCGAGUUAUUCGUUGGGGGCUCGACUUGGAUUAUUAACUACCGCCCAAUUGAGUUUCUUAUAAGGGAGAUAGGCGUUGCGUUUUUCUAUCCCCAGCGCGUAUACCUACCGAUGGAGAUUUAUACCUAUGCUAGAGAGAUAACAGAUCCUUUCACCCCCGAUAAAAAUGAUUUGCGGGUAUUCUCUACCGAAGAGUUGCUAGAAGUUUUCCACGAUAUCGGACGAAAAUGGAGAACUAGCCAUUAUUACCAACAGCUUCAAGCGGCACUUGCUAAAGUAAACCCCCCUUUUGUCUUAGAUAAAAUCAUUGGUGUUGCAUUAGGGCACUUAACAUCAGGGACUCGACUUAACCAUGGCUCUGUCCUCCAGCAUACACUACUGUGGUGA
Molecule: messenger RNA, 663 nt
Organism: Xylaria bambusicola
Lineage: Eukaryota; Fungi; Ascomycota; Sordariomycetes; Xylariales; Xylariaceae
Exons: 2
Coding region: 1-663 (220 amino acids)
Source: RefSeq, a predicted model, not a curated record